This is a messenger RNA of Hydra vulgaris (swiftwater hydra), 2667 nucleotides long. Its product is annotated as eukaryotic translation initiation factor 4 gamma 3. Gene Ontology annotation, cellular component: eukaryotic translation initiation factor 4F complex. The record is from RefSeq and is a predicted model, not a curated record. Gene Ontology annotation, molecular function: translation initiation factor activity; mRNA binding; protein binding. Lineage: Eukaryota; Metazoa; Cnidaria; Hydrozoa; Anthoathecata; Hydridae.
UUUUAUUUUAUUUGAUCUAUUUAGUAUAUUUUAUUAUAUCUGGUUCAAUUUAUAUAAGUUCAUUUUUUGGUAUGUGCUUUACAUAUGGCUGAUCCUAACAAUACAAAUAUUGCCACAAUACUAAAAAUUGAAGAUAAAGAAGCUGGUGCUAGUUUUGCUCAGGUUAUUGAUAUUGACUUAAUCAACAACAAAGACAAUGAAGUACACGAUGUUCAUUUUUGUGAUGUUUAUUUAAAUGAUGUUUGUUCAAGACAUCUUAAUAAAGAUUUAUUAAAAAUUGAAGACAUUCAAAACAAAGAUAUUGGAAAUGAAAAACGACAAUAUAGUCGAGAGUUUUUACUUCAAUUUCAAUCUGCUCCAAUAUGUUCUUUAAAACCUCUAGGACUACCUGACAUUGAUAUUGUACUAAAUGAACCACAUGAUCCCACUAAAGCUUUAAGUCCUGGAGAAGCUCUAAUUACUAAUGACUUCAUACCUAGUUAUAUGAAGCCAAUAAGAAACCCUUUAGAAAAUGAUAGGUUCAAAGGAAAUGAUUUUAAUAAAAGAUCAGGUGAUAGAAAUACUUUCAUCAUUGAUCUACCAAUAGUAAAUCUGCAAAAUUUAAAAAAAGUAAACUCUUCUAAAAUGCUGAAAAUUUUGACAGAAGAGAAAGAAUUAAGAGAAGAAAUUAAAAGAAAAAUGCAUGGAAUACUGAUGGCACCAAAAAAGUUUAUGUCAAUUCCUGAAAAAGUGAAAAUUAAAAUCCUCAAUGAAUUUAAAAUAGAUAAUAAGGAAAAGUUAGAAGUGGUUGUUGAUCUUAUAUUUGAGAAAGCAGUUAGCGAUCUUGUUUUUAGUUUUGAAUAUGCCAACUUAUGUCAUUGCAUAAUUGAUUGUUUAAAGAAACCUGUGACUGGUUUAACAUCUAAUGAAGAAGUUAUGUUCAAUAGAGUUCUUUUAAAUAAAUGUCAGACAGAACUUGAAAUUUUGUUAGACAAAAGUAAAAUAAUCAAUGGUUCAGAGAACUUUGGCAAAUUAUGUUUUAUUAAAGACCUGUUCAAGUCCAAACUUUUUAGGCAUGAUAAAGAAAAUUUGGAACAUACUGAAGCUAUGUCAAUAGACAUUUUUGAUGAGUCAAACACAUGGAGAAGUGUUCUUGGCUUUCUAAAAUACCAAAAACCAAUUGCUUCAGUAAAUAUGUAUCGGGAAUCUAUCUAUCAUCAAGAAAUGAGAAAAAAAACAAAAUUUAUUAUAUAUGAAUAUUUAUGUGCAAAAGACACAUGUGAAGUUAUAACUUGUUUAAAAGAAGUUAAUUGUUCAUAUCUUCAUUACAUUUUUAUUGAAGAAGCUAUUGCAAUUGUUAUAGAAAUGAAAUCAGAAGAAAGAAAGUCCAUCGGUGCAUUGAUUCAUGAUAUGAUAAUUAAAAAUGUAAUAACUAUUGAUCAAUUAUGUAAAGGGCUUGCAUCUGUUGUGCAAAAUGCUCCAGAAUAUACGAUUGAUGUACCAUAUUUUUAUAAAUAUCUUGGGGAAGUGAUAGGUCCUAUGGUUUAUGACGGUGUGCUUCCUCUUAACAGAGUUGUAUACACUUUAGAACCUUUAGUCAAGCAAAACAAAGCAGGUGAUGUUAUGGCUGAGACUUUAUCAGUUGCUGUUCAAAUUGCUGGUAAAGAAGAAUCAGUUAGUGAACUGUGGUCUAAGUCAAAUAUCAAAUGGGAGAUGUUAUUAAAUAAUGAUGAAAAUGUAGAUAAAUUUAUAAAAGACAAAAAAAUGGAGUUUUUAAUGAAUUCAACUUCAAGUAAUAAAAGUCAUUCAAAUAAUGUUCUGAAAGGUCUGUUACGUAUACUUCAAGAAAAAGGCGACAAUAAUAAAAUAACAUCCUAUAUUGAUAGUGAAUGUAGCAAUUGUAAAUCUGACCCAUAUUUUAUAAAAGAUCUAACGUCAAUGAUUUGCAAAAGCACUCUUGUUGAAGAUGCGACAAAUACGCGUAGCUGUAACAAAGAUGAAUUAGAGAAACGUAUAAAUAUUUUAUUAAAGUAUAUUGAUGGAAAUAAAAAUUUAGAAUUAUUUGCGUUGUAUGGUAUUCAGCAGCUUGUGACAACGUUACAUCACCCUAUAGGUCUUGCUAUUGAUUUAUUUCAAGAAUUAUAUAACCGCGAUAUUAUAUCAGAGGAGACAUUUUUUACAUGGGAAUCAAGUAAAGAAUUCCCAGAUGGAAAAGGAAAUACAAUUAGUUCGGUAAAAGACUUUUUAUCUUGGUUACGUAAAGCUGAAGAAGAAUCUAACGAAGAAUUCUACUCAGGUUUUUAAUUAGCCGAAAUAAUCUUUAAUAAAAUAUUUUAGAAAAAUAGCUUAUAGCAUGCAGGAUAUCGCAAAUUGUUUCUAUUUUUUUCAUAUUUAAAAUGGCAUUAGUCCCAAUUUUACUAGACUUUCUUUUUUCAAUAUUAUCAAUCACGAACCUAAACGUAAUCUUCUCAAACAAACCUAAAUAAAUUUUGUUUUUUUAAUUAAGUUACUUAGAACUUUUCUCUUGGACUUUUUUUUAAAUGUGUUUUUUAUGAUCUAAAUCAGAACUUAAAACAUUUUACCAUUGCAUUAAAUAAAAAAAACUGACACUACAAUUCAGGAAAUGAUUCAAUUUAUACUGCAGAUGAAGUUUUGAUGGCUGUAAAGAGAUUAUAAACUUUUACUAAA